Molecule: messenger RNA, 3531 nt
Organism: Mya arenaria
Lineage: Eukaryota; Metazoa; Mollusca; Bivalvia; Myida; Myidae
Product: patched domain-containing protein 3-like
Exons: 5
Coding region: 95-2131 (678 amino acids)
Cellular component (GO): membrane
Source: RefSeq, a predicted model, not a curated record
GUUGCCAGCUCCAAUGCGAAUUUUUGAAAAUUGUGAUUCAAAAGUUGUAUAUUACUGAGAUUUAGUUUUAUUCUAUCUUUGAACGGUCCUAAAUAUGGAUAAUGAGGAAACAGACAGCACUGUCUGUCAUGAAAAAGUAGAAAGAGCAAUGGGAAAGGCGUUCCAUCGUUAUGGAGAAAUUAUCUUCCGUCAUCCGGUUAAAAUAAUCGUCAUGAUUUUGAUUUUAAAUGGGGCUCUCGGGAUUGGAAUGAUCAAGCUUAAAGAAGAUAUCGAUGUCAGCAGAGUAUACACUCCCAUGAACAGUCAAGCAACGAAAGACGAGACUUCCAUUCUCGCGCUAUUUCCAGACCGAAGUGGGACAGAGUUCUACGGCUACCAGACAGUAAGCCAGCCGAGAUAUGCAACCGUAUACGUCAAAGGAACAAAUGGCAAUGUAGUAAGCCAGACGAAUAUAUUGGAACUUAGUAGAAUUGUUGAUAUUCUAAACGUCACAAGAGGCGAAGUUGCUUUCGAACAAAUAUGUGCGAGACGCAACGGCGCAUGUGUUAUUGAUGGCAGUGUUUUUCUGACGAGCUUUUUUAACACAUGUGUUGCUGCAAAAAAUGUAACAUAUCCAAUGUUCACUGAUGAACGCAACAAUUCAAUAAACCUUGAACCCUUACUUGGCGAAGUCGAUGUCAACAGGACGACACUUCAAAGUGCAACUUAUUUAAAAUUACAGUUUCAUUUGCGUUCGGAAAAUUCAUACUCUGCUGAACAAGUUCAAGACUGGCAAGACAAGUUCAUAGAACGUAUGCACACUUUUGAAAGUGCUGAUGUUGAAAUCGCUUAUGCACACACUGAUUCACUUGGAAACGAGCUGAAUGCAAACAUAGGCGGAGAUAUUUCGCUUUUCUCUGUGACGUUCACAUUGAUGAUCACAUACGCGUGUAUUGCAACAUUUGCGGCCAGUAACGAUUGCGUCGCCAACAGAUUAAUGCUGGGGUUUGCUGGUGUGACCGCCGCUGGUCUUGGUAUCGUUGCUUCCUUCGGUUUAGUCAGUGCGAGCGGCAUGAGCUUUGUCAGCAUUGUUGGCAACGCUCCAUUUCUGAUCCUAGGAAUCGGUGUAGACGAUAUGUUUAUUUUACUAUCCGGUCUUGUUUCUGCUGGAUUUUCUGGUUCUUCGGAGCAGAGGUUUGGAACAAUGAUGAGGCAUAGUGGAGUUGCAAUUACAAUCACAUCGCUAACUAACAUCAUUGCAUUCGGAUGCGGCGCUUCUUCUUCUUUCAAAAGUGUUCGAAACUUUUGUGUCUUUACAGGCGUUGCAGUGAUUUUUUGCUUCAUAAACCAAGCAAGUUUCUUUUCGGCAUGGAUUGCUUUAAACGAAAAGCGGAUUGACCAAAUAAAACACGCAGUUCUUUGCUGUAAGUCAACAAAACCAAAGACACAGUACCAAAAGGAUAAAGCCUCAAAAAUGGCAAUACUUUGCUGUGCAGGUCAGAAACCGUCAGAAGAAAAAGACAUUGAUAGCUUCUUGGAACGUUUUCCAAAAUGGGUUCUCCCUAAAAUAGUGAAGCCGUUGGCAAUGAAAAUAACUAUUUUGCUUGCUUUUGCUGUUUACUUAGGAGUAGCUAUUUGGGGCGUAAUCAACUUGAAGCAAGGUCUUGUCAUUAGAAACCUUGUUUCCAAAGAAUCAUAUUUUCAUAAAUUUAACCAAUGGGAGGAAGAUUACUUUUCUGAACAUGUACCAAUUAUGUUUGUGGUUGAAAAUAAAGUUAUGUAUUCUUCUACGAAUGUACAAAGUGAAAUCAAAAAUCUACUAAAUGCCGCGUCUUCAAAUAAGUUUAUGACAAAUAUGACCUUCUCCUGGUUAAAUGAAUAUACGUCAUCAAAACACCAUACUAACACCACUGAAGCCUCAUUCAUUGCCGGUAUUUAUGCCUUUCUCGCAGAUCCGAUUUAUUCCCGUUUUGGUCAUGACAUUAAGAUUUCAGACGAUAAUCAAACGAUUGUUGCAUCUCGAUUUUAUGUAUUUACAGCCACUAUCGCCGAUUCGCAAGAUUCAGGUAAAAUGAUGACAGAGAUGAGAAAACUCGCAAAUAAACAAAAUGAGAUGUCAGUUAUAGCGUAUGCCCCGUCUUUCAUAUUCUAAUAAGAACAAUAUGUACAGAUUCUGCCUCAAACGUUACAGACGCUUGGAAUGUCUCUCGGUGCUGUUUUUCUUGUCACCCUGUUUUUUAUGCCACAUCCACUCCUUCUGUUUUAUAUCCUGGUCACAAUAGUGAUGAUAAUUACUGGAAUAGUUGGUUUUAUGCAUCACUGGGGCCUUACGCUUAGUUCGAUAACAAUGAUUCAUUUAAUAAUGAGCGUAGGUUUUUCAAUUGACUAUACGGCACACAUAUGUCACGCAUUUAUGGUUGCCGAGGGAAAGACUCGCGAGGAAAAAGCUCAGCAAGCUUUGAAAACGGCCGGAGCACCAAUCUUUAAUGGCGCUAUUUCCUCUCUUAUUGGUAUAAUUAUGCUGUCUAUCGCCAAGUCAUAUAUAUUUCAAUCCUUUUUUCAAGUUAUGUUUUUGGUAAUUGCUAUUGGACUAUGCCAUUCUGUUCUGUUUUUGCCCGUUGUAUUGUCGUUUAUAGGGCCAAUCAAAAUCCAAAACGGGAGCCAGAAAAUUGGACGUGUUACCCCAAAUGAGUUAUCAAUGACCGAUUCCAAAAUAAGAUUAAACGAAAAUAGCACACGUAAACGUAAUGCAAAUGGUGCACAGUGCAGGGAUUUACCAACAUACACCGCCGGUACUGAACCAUGAUCAAAGAUACCACAAUGAUAGACCCAUAUCUGGCAAAAGUGUUGUUACUAAUGUCAGUAAAUCGGAGAUUCCAAUGCAUUUGGCACAACCAUCCCCCGUGACUGUUAUAUAUACAGGAACAGAAAAAAAUGCAAAGGUCAUUUACUAAUGACUUUUGCCGAAAUAAAAGGCAGCGAAAUAUGUAAACGUCUGUACGGCUUCUUUUACGUUUAAUAACCAACAUGUGUCAUACAAUUAUUAUAAGAAAGUUAAUUCAGAUCAUUUGUAGACAUUUUAAUCUUGAUACCAAUCUCGAGAAAGAUAAAUACAGCACUGUGGCAAAUCUUAUUAACCUAACUUAUAAGCAUCGUGCAUAUAUUGAUAUAUUGGUGUUUUUUAUUUGAAUAGUAUUUAAUUGUGUCAUUGGUAACGUGCAUUCAUAUAUUGAAAUAUGUUUAUUAACAUUAAGUACAAUCCACCUUGUACAUUGAUUUUGUAUUUCAUGUAUUGGCCUAGUUGAUACUUAUCAGAUGAAACAUUAAGUCAAAAUGUAUAAAUGAAUCAAACAAACGUGAACUUUCUAAAUUACUUUAACAAAAGUUGGCGUUUCCUCAAAAAAGAAUCGUAAUGCACUCAGUCUGUAGUGCAUGAUGUUUUGAAAAAGUAAAAGUAUUUUUAUUAUUUUAAUAAUUAUUAUUUGGACGCCUUUUUACGCAUAUAACGUUUCCAAAUACAGGGAAAGUUAAAUACCACUUAUAACAAAGACU